Messenger RNA from Onychostoma macrolepis, 1812 nucleotides. It is a transcript of the gene syap1, whose product is annotated as synapse associated protein 1. Bases 139 to 1140 code for a protein of 333 amino acids. The record is from RefSeq and is a predicted model, not a curated record. The transcript has 9 exons. Lineage: Eukaryota; Metazoa; Chordata; Actinopteri; Cypriniformes; Cyprinidae. Gene Ontology annotation, cellular component: synapse; cytoplasm.
CGGAAGCGCUCUGUUGUUGUUGUUGAUGUUGAUGUGGCCCAUUGCGGAUGCGAAUCAUGGUGUAAAGUGCUCAUGAUUAAAACCAUCAGAGAUCGUUAAAUUCACCGCGGAGACACGGACAGACGGAGCGCCGGCAGCAUGUUUAAGGGCUGGAGCUCAUGGCUGGGCGCAGAGUCCGAGAAUGAAGAGAAAACGGACAAACAGGAGAAAAACAUCAACACAGAGACCGAAGAAACACAACACAUCCUAGAGCAGGCCAAAGGACUCAGCGGCUUCAUUCUGAACUUUGCAAGUAGCGCCAGUAAGAAGAUCUCAGAUUCUGUGGCGGAGACGGCACAAACUAUCAAGAAAACGGUGGAGGAGAGCAACAUCGACGGCAUCAUCGACAAGACCAUUUUGGGAGAUUUUCAGAAGGAGCAAGAAAAAUUUGUCCAAGAGAAAAAUGCAAGGAAAACAGACGCCGCGGUGCCGCCCUGGGUCGGAUACAACGAGGAGGAAACCAUUCAACAGCAGAUGCUCGCUUUAUCCGCUGACAAGAGGAACUUCCUGCGCGACCCUCCGGCCGGAGUACAGUUCCAGUUCGACUUUGAUCAGAUGUACCCCGUGGCUCUGGUGAUGUUACAGGAAGACGAACUGCUCAACAGGAUGCGCUUUGACCUCGUCCCCAAACAGGUGAAGGAGGACGUGUUCUGGAGGAAUUAUUUCUACCGCGUGUCUCUGAUCAAGCAGUCGGCUCAGCUCACGGCUCUCGCGGCUCACCAACAGGCGGCAGAAAAGAGAGAAGAGGAGAAGAACGCAGCGCCGCCGCUGAACGAGAACAUCUCAGAAACCAUCAGACCGAAAACUCCGCCUGUGGCCAUCAGUGCUAAAGCUAAGAGCAAUGAGGAGGAGGAGGACAUCUCCACCAGCCCCGGCGUGUCUGAGUUCGUGAGCGACGCGUUUGACGCCUGUGACAUAAACCAGGAGGAUCUGAGGAAAGAGAUGGAGCAGCUGGUGCUGGAUAAGAAAGACGAAGAGACGGCCGACUGGGAGAAGGAGCUGCAGCAGGAGCUUCAGGAGUACGAGGUAGUCGUCGACCCAGAAAAUCGCGACGAUAACUGGGACCGUGAGAUUGAGGAGAUGCUGCAGGACGACAGCUAAAGCGUGACAGCGCCUCCUCUGGUGUGGAGGACACACUGCUGCGCUCAAAUGAAGAAAUCAGCAGGACGUUUCUACUAUUUCGUCAAUCUGACUGGACUGAAAUAUCAGGAUUUCCUAUAAGAAUGUUUAAUAAAUGUGAUGUUUAGCAAUAGAGGGAUUCGGUGAGGUGCCAACAUGCACAGAACUAAGAUCGUAAUUAGUGAGAACACAUAAAUCAGAUGUAGUUUGCUGAUUUAUCUUUUAUUUCUGACUAAUUUCUGCCAUGAAGACCUUCUUCUUUCAGAGGUGUACAAGCAAACCAAAGCUCAAAAAGCUGAACGGUUGUAGUGCUCAAACACUAUAAGCACACAUAUCGAGUCCAUAAACACUUUAGCAUUGCGUUUUAAUGGCUUCUCAUUCCUUUAUUUGUUUUUGAUUGUUGAUUCGAUAUUUGUAUUCUGAUCAUCUCUGGCAGGUUUUGGUGAAGUUAUUGUUUGGUUUCUCUGGAACAUCUGAAAUAAAAUUGAAUUCCGUACCUGUUUAUUCAUACUAUAUAACCAUAUAUUUGUAAGGUGAGAGGUUUAAUAUAACUUUUUGUUUGUUUUUUGUUGUUUUUCAACUUGCACCUUGUCUUAUUACUUUGAAGAUAAAUAAUCAUGAUUUUGCUGCAAUAAAGUCUAAAAUUCUCUCUUU